Messenger RNA from Penicillium longicatenatum, 1317 nucleotides. RefSeq names its product 3-keto-steroid reductase. The record is from RefSeq and is a predicted model, not a curated record. Gene Ontology annotation, biological process: ergosterol biosynthetic process. Gene Ontology annotation, molecular function: 3-beta-hydroxysteroid 3-dehydrogenase (NADP+) activity. The transcript has 2 exons. The coding region runs from base 1 to 1317 and encodes 438 amino acids. Lineage: Eukaryota; Fungi; Ascomycota; Eurotiomycetes; Eurotiales; Aspergillaceae. Gene Ontology annotation, cellular component: endoplasmic reticulum membrane; lipid droplet; mitochondrial outer membrane.
AUGAGUGAGACCAAGGCCUCCCAUAGCCCGGAAGACACCUAUGUCCUGGUAACAGGCGCAAACAGUGGCCUAGGGUACUCGAUUUGCCGUCGCCUCGCCAAUGAGUUCCUUAAAACUCGUCCACAAUCUUCAUGCCUAAACAUCAUCUUCACAACCCGCAGCGCUCGCAAAGCACAAGACACAACCCGCCGCCUCGAAGCCGAUCUCCGCAAAAUUGCCCCAUCCCCCGCGGACUUUUCGCGCGUACGCUUCCUCCCCGAGAGUGUCGAUCUGGGCUCCCUUGUUUCCGUCCGCGCCUGCUCCCGCAGACUCAAUUCCACCUUCCCUAAACUCGAUGCCAUCAUCCUGAACGCUGGAAUUGGCGGUUGGUCCGGUAUCGACUGGCUCGCCGCGGUUUGGGGUGUCUGCACCGACCUCCUAUACCAAGUGACAUGGCCCACCUAUAAGGUCGCGCCCGUGGGCGUGUUGACGGAAAAACAGAUAUCGAGCAAGGAGCCUCAGGAACCCGCGCUGGGCUCGGUGUUCUGCGCCAAUGUCUUUGGGCAUUACAUGCUUGCGCAUAAUGUGGCGCCGCUGCUGAAGCGCGCAAAGGCGCCAGACGGGCCUGGGCGUGUGAUUUGGGUGAGUAGCAUUGAGGGGACGGUGAAGUUCUUUGAUAUGCAGGAUAUUCAGGGAUUGCGCAACACAACACCUUAUGAGUCGUCUAAGGCGCUUACGGAUGUAUUGGCUUUGACUUCUGAUUUGCCUAGUACGGCACCGUGGGCGGUGGAUAGUUACUUUGGCUCUGAUGAUGCCGACAAAGAAAAGUCCGGUAUGCCUACGAUACAUGUCGCUCACCCUGGUAUCUGUGCUACAGCUAUUGUCCCGCUUCCCCUGCCCCUUAUCUGGGCCAUGGUGAUCACGUUUUGGGUGGCGCGCAUGCUGGGAUCUCCUUGGCACACCAUGUCUACCUACCUUGGCGCCAACUCUCCUGUUUUCCUUGCUCUGUCGUCUAAAGCUGAGCUUGAUGCUGCCGAGGAACCGUACCGCCGGGCUGGUGGUGGAAAACCGAAAUGGGGCUCUUCUGCCUCGAGAUGUGGAGCUGGAAAUGUAAUCUGCACAGAAACCGAUGGCUGGGGAUAUGGUGGAGUUGUUGGAGCUCCUGUUGUUGAGGCUGAUCGACAAAGACUCAGAAAGCGAGGCGCUGUCGAUCUUACUGCGGAGCAGAGAGAGAAAUUUGAGCAGCUGGGGCGUCAGUGCUGGAAGGAGAUGGAGGAGUUGAGGAUCAAGUGGGAUGCGAUCUUGGAUGAGGCUGAGAAGACGCAGAAUGAUCAGUGA